Spizellomyces punctatus DAOM BR117 is the source of this 3921-nucleotide messenger RNA. RefSeq lists its product as uncharacterized. The coding region runs from base 1 to 3777 and encodes 1258 amino acids. The transcript has 10 exons. The record is from RefSeq and is a predicted model, not a curated record. NCBI's taxonomy places the organism in Eukaryota, Fungi, Chytridiomycota, Chytridiomycetes, Spizellomycetales, Spizellomycetaceae.
AUGGCAGAUCCGUCUAUAUCCGGCGAGCGGACUGCAGCUGCAUCUGGCACCAAUACAGAACCGAUGUUCGCUCUAGCGGCUGAAUUCGAGCAGUCAGCAGAGGAGGAGACCCGGGAAAUGGACAUAUCCUCCCUUCGAACACGAGGUGCCGUGAGCAACAGCCCCUUUUUAGCAAUGAUGAAGAACAAGGAGGGACUCGUGGGAAGGGGGCCAGCUGUGAAUGACACUCCUCAUGGUCCAACAAGUGUCAAUUUGGCCAAAAGACAGGAGGGAAAGGAUAGGAAUCGUGAUCACACCGCGAAUCUGAAUAUUUCGCCAAACAGCGGAUCAAUGUCCGGUCAACACCGCUCAUUGCCCGCCGAGGAAAAUGAAAAUCUAACCAAUGGUUCAUCGACAGGCUGCUCUACCUCUCCCGCCGAAGCUGCAGCCGAACCUCAUGUAAACCGGGACACCUCCACAGGGCAAAUCGUACAACCAACGCAACCAGUGGUCCCUCCCGAGCAAGGACAUUCUCUCGCCCCAUCGGACUCCACCUCAAAAGCCACUGAGACAAACACUGACCAACACGCUGCAGACAACUUAAACAACCAUCCAUGCGACAGCGGAUCUAUUUCGUUCAAACAAAAUCCUUUCCUUUUAGCGGAUCGGGCAGGUAAGAGCAAUACUCUCCCAUCAAAGAUCAAGGGCUCGCUUCAAGCCCAGCUUGCUAGACAAUUCAAUGCACCGAACGGCACAGUAUCCAACGAAUCUAACGAAUCUCUCACCUCUCUGCCAAAGCUGGCCAUGGCUUGGUCUCAGAAGCGAUCAUUACCAAGUAUGGAUAUGUGGAAGUCGACCGAUGCCUCCAAUCAUGUCAUUCCAAAAGGCCCUGUUGCUGAUACGCGCUCAGGCAAAUCAAAACUGGAUACUUCAACCACAAACAGCGACAAAUGCAAGGGGGAAGACAAGGCUGAGAUCCUUAACCAAAAUGCAACCGUCAAGCAAAUAGGGGAGCAGAAGAGUGAAGGAAUAUCGAUGAAAUUUCACGGCUUUUGGCCAAUCCGGAAGGGGUCACCAGAUAAGCGCAAAUCGCAAUCAGGUCAAGUAACUUCCUCAAAGUGCGAGGUGGGUGGCAAAACGCCCAGUGGGAGCACACUAACAGAAACUGGACAAACACCUGCAUCAACGGGCAAUGGCGUCCCAGCGUACACAGUUGAGGACAAAGUCCCUGACAUCACUGAGAAUUCAUCAUCGGAAAGAUUUGGCCAGCGCUUAUCAGCUACCUCCCCGGAAGGUUUGAAAGUGAAUCCUGCCAAUACGAUACCGACAAUAGAAAGAGAGCAAGACAUUGUAGAGUCUAUACCCGUAGCGUCCACCGCUACUGCAAUAUGCGGCCACAUGCUUGGAGCGGCCAAAGUAGAUCCAUUGCCGUCAAACGCUGUAGAAUUACCGCUUGAGAGUGGGACAGAGCAGAAUUUGGCAAACGAAUCUUCAAUAACCAAAGACAACAAUGAUCAAUGUCUCGACCAACAUUCCGCUGCACCCUUGCAUUCUGCACACAUUACCCCUACCGAGCCGGUUCUUCAAGUACCAGAACCCGAUACUUCCAAUACAGAGCAUGUCUCGACAAAAGUGGAUGAAAAGGAAGAGCCCAAGAUCGUUCUGGGAAGCAAACCACCUACGACGACGGAAGAAGAGGAACCGCGGAUUCCUUCAUCGGCCGCCAAUAACAUGAAAAAUCGCAUAAAAAGAAUAUGGAGCCCAACCAAGUUGCAGAUCCCCUCCGUGUCACUUGGCUCUUUCUUUGAGGAUUCUGACUGGUUAUCCUCAUUCAUGGGCUCCCAUUCGAAAUCGUCCAAAACGUCUACCGUGGAGGACUCUGCACAGGCGCAAUCGACCGCCUCUCUUGAAUCUGUAGCUGUUGACGUAGCUACAGCAGCAGAGGUGGAGACGCAUGAGAAGGGAGCAAAAGUGAAAACUAAAGGAUCACCACGGACAGGUUCAUCACCCUGUCGGCGGGACAGUCUUGGCCAAUUGACAGUCUUCACGCACCGCGACUCAGAAGAUAGCACUCUGUCCCUCGUCGACUCAAUCGACGAAGGUUUCGAGGAAGACAUCGAGUACGCAACAUUAGCACCUCCAGCAAAGCUCCCGAGGGAAGAUAGCUUGGCAUCUAUUGUAGACGAUAUCAUUGGCAGCAAGAUGAAGACUGUAAAAAAGCAUAACGGAAAGAGAAAAACAGUGCGGUUCGGGCGGGCCUGGAAAGGGGAACUUGAAACAAAACGAAUACUGUACAGCACGUCCGAAAUGCUCAUCCCUGCAUCCGAAUGGCCAAAGGGCAGAACUGGUAUACUGUAUCUGAAAAUAUGUCGGAUGCAAGACAUGGUAUUUAAUACGGAUCAUGACAUUGAUGUUACCAUCAAUAUCCGACAACAAAAAGCCGAGCGAGAAUACGAGUUGGAAACGGACGCAACAUUGCGAAGCGGGGAAAACCACGUCAUCCUUGACUUUGAGUGUGAAAUUCCCCUUCUGCCAAAGCACUCUCUCUCAUUCGUAUUCUACUUCAAAUCCCGAUUGAAUGCUGACGACCUCUCUGUGACGGCACCAUCCACCAAUAGACACCACGCACGCCUCGAUUCACAACCACAACGCAAAUCCAAACGUCUUACCAAACUAUUCCGCGGCCGAAAGCAAGGAGACAUGACUCUACCCAAAACCCGACCGCCAAUCUCUACUCAUCAUUCCACAUCAGAAGUGCUGGACGCCAACAGUAACCGAAACCUUCCCGUUUCAACGUCCAGAUCAUCUUCUCUAUCAUCCUUCACCCACCAGUUUUCCGCAGAUACCCCAGCGCCCCAUAAGGCCGGCGACACAUGGAACUUUUUGCCUGGCUCCCUCCUAGUAGCCGAAACAGAGCUAUCAGAAUCGGAUUGGGGAAAUCUCCUUGAGGAAGCAACCGGCAAAAUAAGGGAGCGUGUUUUUGAUGCGCACGUCCUCCAGUGGAGAGGUGCACUCGUUCAUGGGGACUUGGUGGGGAAGAUUGCCUGUCGCAUGGGUUAUCUACCGUUUAUGAAUGACGUUGAGCUUUCGCUUCUGCCACAGACGUGGGAUGAAUACGAUUUAUCCGUCAGAGUACAAGAAUGGAACGACGCAUUAUCGAUGGAGGGACACCUGUGGCAGCUCGGAGGUGACGUUCAAAAGAAAUACCGCCGAAGAUAUUACCGUUUGAUUGGUGCCAAACUGCAUGUGUACCAACCCGCCGCCUCACCGACCAUCAUUCACACCCCUUGGGAUACCCAUGACCUCCACCAUGAAACCCAUCUCCCACCCCCACUGACACAAACCCACGAAGCUCAUCUCUUCACGAUAGAACUAAAAAACAUUGAAACAUGGCACAGCUACACGAGGAACGCUCACUGUCGAACCGCCUCCACAACUUCCUCAUGGUCGGUAUCCAUGGCUGAAAGGCAAGAUAAUGAUGCAGAAGACGAUCUGGACGAUUUGCCAGACCCAUCUGCAGCAUUUAUUCUAUCAUUCAAGGACGGUCGAGAGAUGGUAUUCGGGGUGGACCCAGAGGAAGUGAACGUAUAUCAAAAGGAGGCCGAUAUAUUUGCAAAGCUAACUGGAAUAGAUCCAAGAGAAACUGGAUUGAUGGGAGAAUGGAGGGCAGUGGAUUUGACGGACAUGUGGAAACAAGCUUUGAACGAGGUGCUGAACGGCGUAAAAUAUGAGAUCCCCGUUUGGACAGAUGCUUUAAAGAGAUGGCGGGAGGAACAUCAGGCGUCUGCCCUUCAAUAGAUGUAGAACAUCUUGAGUCAAGUUCCAGUGAAACGUCCAACAAAAAGAAUCAAUUACUGGCUUCCGUGGAAAGUCUUCGUUACCUGCUACAGUAUGCCUUCACGUACAUGUCACGCAUCAUAUAAUCCAAACAUAAACUCUCGC